AUCCGCCCCCUGAUUCAUCAUCGCAUACUCGCUCAGGAAGAAAGAGGGGAGGCGGGAGUGUGUUCAUACAUCUGCAAUGGCCAUUGAGCUGCGCUCUGGUGUCAAAUAUGGCUCGUUUUUGUCUCUUGCAGUGGUGUUGGUGGCGUAUUGGUUCCGAUCACCGGACAGUUCGAUUCUGGACGACAGGCUGGACACGGUUCUGUCUUCAUUGCUGCGCGCAGAGCGGAAAGUAGGCAUGAACGGCGUGUCCAGCCCGCGAGUGGCUAUAGGUUUUGGCGGCUGUGUGGAUAUCAUAGUCGAUGGAGUGACUCUGCUGAACAAAAUGGGUUUGAAACCGACAGACCAGCCCCUCCAUCAUGACUACAUAGAGAACGCAGAGCAGCUGGCACAGAGUUUCGCUUACUUUUUCUCCCCCGGAGCUGCUUCAGAGAGGUUUGUGAUGAAUGACACACUCUUCAGUGAGCUGGUAGAGGCUUCUCGAGAGAUACCAGGAAACAGGUGGUCAAUAGGAGGAAAUGCACCUGUCAUGGCCAGCAGGAUGGCUCUGGAAGGAUGUGAUGUGCUUUUAGGGGGCAGUUUCAGCACCGAUUUCACCGAUAUCCUCUCACAGCGUAUCACAGUGGCUGGAAACACAGUGGAUGAGCCAGACAUCCACCUGAUUCUGGAGUAUCCCACAGGUGCCACAUGGGGGCCGUACACCUCCCGAAGGGCCAACAGGUAUAUCGUCCAUAGUGAUGACCAUAAUCCAUAUCUGGACUCCAUGGAGCAAUUUCAGGAGAAGCUGAACAGCUUCAAACCAGAUCUGCUUGUUGUAGGAGGGCUACAGAUGAUGGACAGCUUCCCUUUCAAAAAGGGAGAGCGUGAGGCUCUGCUGGGAAAGCUGGCGAAGAUGUUGUCCUCCGCGUCCCCACAGACCGCUGUCCAUUUCGAGAUGGCCAGCUUCGUAGAUGAGAGUCUGAUGUCAGAUCUCCUAGAGUUUGUUCUUCCUCACUCCGACUCGUUGGGCAUGAACGAGCAAGAGCUGCCCAAUCUCCUGAGCCUUUUCCGUGGCAGCAACUUGACUGUGCUUUCCGACCCCAACCCACGCGUAGCUACAGUGCUGGAUCAGAUGCGUGAUCUCUACCGCCUGGUAAACCAGCGCCACCAGGAGGCCGAGAUGGGUCGGCCGCUCACACGCCUUCAUGUCCACACGCUGGCUUUCCAGGCCAUCAUCGUCAAACGCGGCUCCAAGUGGAAGAACACCAUGUCGGCCACAGCCAAAGCAUCUCUGACCGCCAACCGACACGUCUGCGGCUCGCCGGACAUCGAUCUCAGUAAAGCGCGGCUGAUCAUGGACGAAUCAUUCUCCAUUAGCAGGCAAGAAGGAAGUCAGAGAAUUCCGCUCCAGGAAUCUCGACCCGUUUCCUGCUGGGAUGAGGACGGCUAUGAGGUUUGCGUGGCUCCUGUGCUGGUGUGCACUGAGGUGUACCAGACUGCUGGAGGAGGAGACAACAUCUCUGCCGCUGGGCUUGUACUGCAGAUCUGAAUAUGAGACGUAUUUAGUCUAUUUUUUUUUUUCUUUUCUUUUAUUGCAUUAUUUAAUUUUUUUGUGGGAAAAACAUAGAGACAGACCAUGUGCAAUACAAACAUUGGGUCCAGCUAAUAUAAAGUUGGGUGAAUCUCACAAAACCUGUCAACAACACAUCCACAUUUCAUCCCCUUAAAUCACAGGAAACAAAUUGGAGAUUUUGCUUUUAUAAUUUUUUUUUUUUUUAAUUGUUGUGUAAUAUUUUUUGAAUAUUAUUUUCUUAACAAUUAAGCACAUUUUUAAUCUAAUUCUCAUUUCUGCAUUGUCUUUGUGCUGAUUUUUAAAUUACAUUUAAAAAUUAAUUUUACUACAGUAUUUUUUAUUUUAAUAUAGUAAAAAAUAUUGUAUUAUAGUAAUGAGAAUAAUGAAAAUGCAAUAUCAUGGAUGCAUUACAUACAUGAAAAUGUGCAUAAUUGUCAUGAAAAUAAUGUGUCAAUGCCAUCAUUUUAUUUUAUUUUUUCCUUGUGCAAAAUAUAAUUUUUUGAUUUUUGUGUGAAAUAUUAUCUGGAUACUUUAUAAUGAGAUUCCACUGAGUUAUCCUACCUAUAGGUCAUAUGUUUUUGUUUUCAGUUUGUUUUUCUUUACUCCUAUUUAGAACCUUUAUGUCUUAAAAUGGCUUCGUAAUCAUUCACUUCACGCACAUCAAUCCAACAGGGGCCAGUAAUCUUGAAAUAAUACGCAGAAGAAUCUUUGAGCACCCAGAGCUCAUUAUGUUAUGACUGAAGUCAAUCAACGAAGAUGCACAGUAGCCCGCUAUGUUGAUGUCAAAUGGAAAUGCAGACAAAUUUAGCAUGACUGAAGUGUUAUGGGGUCCAUUUUUUACUUAAUAUUGCUUUAUCCUCAUUGGUCGGAUAUUAUUGCUUCCUUGUUUUAUGCUCCACCCAAUGAAGUCACAUCUUUAUUCUCAUUCCGUAGCAGCAUCAUAUUCCACUUUAACACAAGGGAUUGAGCAGUUACACAUUAUCACAAAGAUGGAAACAAUUCUUAUUUAUGUCUUUAGCUUAUUUUACAACAACACCUUGACUGAAUUCAAACACAUGCACCUUUUAACUAAGGGAACAUGGCUUGAUUUUUAACUCUAGGGAAGUGGAAUGUUUUAAGGAUAGUAAUUUUAGCUUGUGUGGGUGUAUCUCAUGAGAGAAAAUGUCCCAGUCAAAUUUCACCCCAAAAUUAAAAGAUAGAAAUAUAUGAUAGUAAUCUCAAUUGAAAAUAAUUGUAAUUACAAGUAAAAAAAUGUAAUGCUAAAAAAGUCAUAAAGGAGAGGUGUGUUAUUUCUGUACCAUUAGCAUUAGAAUAAUCAAAUAUUUAUUAUUUUAUAUUUUAUUUUGUUUAUUUAUUUUGUUUUUCAUGUUUAAAUUUUAUAUAUAUAUAUAUAUAUAUAUAUAUAUAUAUAUAUAUAUAUAUAUAUAUAUAUAUUAUAAUUUUUUUUUAUUAUUUGACUUGACCAUACUUUCAUGAGAUUCACCUUAGUACUUUAGUUAUGUUUGAGUUUGAAUGAGGAACUAUUCUUAGAAUGGAUACAAUAGGAAGCCAAAACCACUUAUUUCCUUAUUUGCAAAAACUUCCUGCAUGUGUGUAUUUUCAGGAGGAGGAUUUGAAGUACUUCAGCAAUGGUGAUUUUUACCUCUCAGAAAUAUCAUAUCUGUUGUAAUCAUAGUUGUGGGUGUCUCUUUUAACAGAUUCAGAAACAUCUAAGCAAAUCUGGGCCCUGACUUCCUUUUAGUCACAUCUUCCAUUAGUCACCCUGAGUGCAAAUUAUUACCUACCUCCUGUGCCUAUAAAAAUAUACCCAGCUUAACUGAUGUCCAUCACGAUUAUAUUGUAUACCUGCAUUUAUUUAUGCGAUGGGUACAUUACAGCGCUUGUCUAUGCUAGUGUAACCUGAUAUCAGACAGGAGAUGGAUGUUAAAGAUGUCCCACCCUAUGAGAGAUGUCACGCUCGCCAGCUGAUAUAUGAAAUAUGUCUCAGGGAUUACAGUAGCCUGGAUGUCUAAGAUCCGCAACACUUGAGUUUGAACCAAUUUAGCUGUGACAGAGAGCAGCUGGUAUGAUUCUGGAUGAGAUCUGAGCCUGUAGCAUACUGAACAACUGAAGGUCCAGUCGUUUUGAAGAAUCUUUAGUGUGAAAAACGGCAAUGGAUGCUUUUGUUGUGAAUAUGAUUCAUGUGUUUAAUCAUAACGUAAUAAUUCAAGAGGGAUUUAGGUGAUUGAUAAUAAGGGUUUAUGCAUGUAUGAAGCAAUUGUAGCAUUGGAAUUGUUUAUUACAGGAUGGCGGUAAGAAUAUUGAAUGUUGUGCUACCUAAGCAGGAAAUGAGUUGUUAUGAAAUGCCUUUAUCUCUUUCCUUCUUUUGUCUUGGCCAUGUGUGGUCUGUCAGCAACGGCUGUUCUGAAGGGAAAGUCUCGUUUUUGAAUGACUUUGGAUUUGUAUGUAAUAAAAUAUUACAUUCCAUUUAUGGUA
Molecule: messenger RNA, 4024 nt
Organism: Onychostoma macrolepis
Lineage: Eukaryota; Metazoa; Chordata; Actinopteri; Cypriniformes; Cyprinidae
Gene: adpgk2
Product: ADP-dependent glucokinase 2
Exons: 6
Coding region: 77-1525 (482 amino acids)
Biological process (GO): glucose metabolic process
Cellular component (GO): endoplasmic reticulum
Molecular function (GO): ADP-specific glucokinase activity
Source: RefSeq, a predicted model, not a curated record